CAUGAAUGUGUCUACAUCUAAGGUUAAAAGGGCUAAGAGGCUGGCUCUUGAAAACCUAGAAGGGAGUUUUCUUGAUGACUAUAAUAAACUUGAAGCACAUGGACAAGAACUUAGAACUUCUAAUCCGGGAAGUGAUGUUGUUAUCAAUAUAUCAAAAGAAGCUCUUUUACAAGGAAAGAAGAAGUUCUUAAGGAUGUACAUUUGUUUCAAAGCAUUGAAGGAUGGAUGGAAAAGUGGUUUGAGACCACUUAUUGGGCUGGAUGGUACUUUUUUGAAGGGAAGAUAUAAGGGGCAACUAUUAGUUGCUACGGGUCAAGAUUGUAUGAACCAUUUUUAUCCUAUUGCAUGGGCAGUGGUGGAUAAGGAGACAGGCAGGACAUGAGAAUGAUUUUUGGAGCUUUUGAAGUGUUCUUUGAAUCUUAAAGAUGGACAUGGAGUGACAUUCAUCUCAGAUAUGCAAAAGGGGUUAAUUGAUGCUAAGAAGAGUGUGUUUCCUGAAGCUAAGUACAAAUAUUGUGUAAGGCAUAUUGAGGCUAAUUGGUGUAAAAGGUGGAGGAGUGGACAAGCCAAGAAACUUAUGUGGUGGUGUGCAUGGGCCACAUAUGUUGAAGACUUUGAAGAUCAAUUGAGAAAAUUAGGAGACAUAGAUGAAGAAGCUGCCAAAGACCUGCUGAAAUAUAAACCUCAAACUUGGUGUCGGGCAUACUUUGAUACUCAAUGUAAAAAUAUCAUGGUUGACAAUAAUUUCACUGAGUCAUUUAAUGCAUGGAUUCUGGAAGCAAGGCAUAUGCCUAUCAUCAAAAUGUUGGAAGAAAUAAGGCUGAAGGUUAUGAGAAGGUUGGUUUCUAAUGAAGCAAAAGUUAGGAGUUGGAAGGGAGAUUUCAGUCCACCGUGCAUGAAGCUAUACAAUGUUUAUAGGGCAAUUGCUCAUGGAUGCAAGGUUGAGUUCAAUGGUGACUUUGGUUACGAAGGCACAGAAGGUGAUGAUAGACAUACAAUUAAUUUGAAGGAUAAAAGAUGCACAUGUAGGGCUUGGGACUUAUCGGGAAUACCAUGCCCCCAUGCUAUCAAGGCCAUGUUGUAUGAUAAGGUUGAACCAGGAACACAAAUACACUGGUAUUACUGUAAGGAGGCUUAUUUGCUAACUUACAAGAACAAAAUACAACCUAUUAUGGGAGUUAAAUUUUGGAAAGUCGAUCCAGCCUAA
This is a messenger RNA of Solanum tuberosum (potato), 1207 nucleotides long. RefSeq lists its product as uncharacterized. Gene Ontology annotation, molecular function: zinc ion binding. The transcript is spliced from 3 exons. The coding region runs from base 455 to 1207 and encodes 250 amino acids. The record is from RefSeq and is a predicted model, not a curated record. Lineage: Eukaryota; Viridiplantae; Streptophyta; Magnoliopsida; Solanales; Solanaceae.